Pyricularia oryzae 70-15 is the source of this 1482-nucleotide messenger RNA. RefSeq names its product pre-mRNA-splicing factor CWC2. The record is from RefSeq and is a predicted model, not a curated record. The transcript is spliced from 2 exons. Lineage: Eukaryota; Fungi; Ascomycota; Sordariomycetes; Magnaporthales; Pyriculariaceae. Gene Ontology annotation, molecular function: metal ion binding; U6 snRNA binding; pre-mRNA binding. Gene Ontology annotation, cellular component: U2-type catalytic step 1 spliceosome; U2-type catalytic step 2 spliceosome; Prp19 complex. The coding region runs from base 75 to 1259 and encodes 394 amino acids.
UUGCGAUACAUCAUGAAUUAGCUGCCGGUCAAUUCGACAUCGCCUUUUUCUCUACACCCAAUUGCACAUCCAAAAUGUCAGACACUGAACAACCACAAGCAGCAGAGGGCACCGAGCUGGUACCCACGAGCAAUGGACCAGUCGUCCCCGAAGGCCAGAAAAAGGUCAAAAAGAUAAUACGCGUCAAGAAGAAGCGCCCAGCGCGACCUCAAAUCGACCCGGCCCUCGUCAAGUCGGAGCCACCGCCGCAAACGGGCACAACUUUCAACAUCUGGUACAACAAAUGGUCCGGCGGCGACCGUGAAGACAAAUACACCUCCCAGACGGCCGCCAAGGGCCGAUGCAACGUGGCAAAAGACUCAGGAUACACCAAAGCCGACCAGACAACGGGCUCCUACUUCUGUCUCUUCUUCGCGCGCGGCGUAUGUCCCAAGGGUCAGGACUGCGAGUACCUCCACCGGCUGCCGACGCUGCACGAUCUCUACAGUCCCAACGUGGACUGCUUCGGGCGCGACCGCUUCUCAGACUACCGCGACGACAUGGGCGGUGUGGGUUCCUUUAUGCGGCAGAACCGGACAGUCUAUGUUGGGCGGAUCCACGUCACGGACGAUAUUGAGGAGGUGGUGGCGCGGCAUUUUGCAGAAUGGGGCCAGGUCGAAAGGAUACGGGUGCUGAACCAAAGGGGUGUCGCCUUCAUCACCUACACAAACGAGGCUAAUGCACAGUUUGCAAAAGAGGCAAUGGCUCACCAGAGCCUCGACCAUAAUGAGAUUCUCAACGUGCGCUGGGCCACGGCGGACCCGAACCCGAUGGCGCAGGCUAGGGAGGCUCGUAGGGUUGAGGAGCAGGCUGCCGAGGCGGUAAGGAGGGCGCUCCCGGCUGAAUUUGUCGCCGAAAUUGAGGGCAGGGAUCCCGAGGCCAGGAAGAGGAGGAAAAUGGAGAGCUCUUACGGGUUGGAUGGUUACGAGGCCCCUGACGAGGUGCACUUUGCCAGGGGCGCGCAGGCCGUCAACCCGGUCGGCAGGAGGGGUUUUGAAGAUCAACUCAUGUUGGAAGGUGGUGGUGAAGAGGUUUCUGCAAGGGAGGCUCUGUUUGGAGCAGAAGGUAGCGGGAGUGGGGAUGGUGAUGCAGGCGGCAUCUUCUCGAGCAGCACGUUAGCGGCGCUGAAUUCAGCACAGGUCAAAGUCUCUGCUCAGCCAAAGCAGGCUGCAGCCACGGGGCCAUUGGUGGCAUACGGAAGUGACAGCGAAGAUGAUUGAUUAGUUUAGCUACAGUCGCUGGUGCCUCUCCCGGCCGUGAGGCAAUCUUUAUAAGCGCCAUGUACGAAACGCUGCAUAAACAAAAUAAUACCCAGACCAUUAAAAUACGUUACUAGCUGUUGAAAAUGCGCGAAUAUAAUAACUCGUGCCGUCCGACCCACAAGUCCAUUACCGGCACCGUCUGGCACGCGUCCUCGACCUCGGUAGCCCACUCCCUCUGCAC